AUGGCUUACAACUCUAAAAGUGCCUCAUCCAACCUGUUUUCCUCAUCUUAUCUAUCUACUUUUGGUCACACAAAGGAUGCCAACAAGAAGAAUCUUGAAAACUCGAACGAUUCGGAUUUAUACUUCCAAGACGAUUCUUCGCGAAGUGCGAUGACUCUUAAAAAUAACUCAAGUUCCUCGAGUACGGCUAUCAUUCCAGAGACUAUUUCUCUUUCGCCUUGCCAAUCCCUUGAACCAAAGUCACCUGCUGUCGGGAUUGAUUGGCCGGCAUGGAGAUAUCUUGCCGCUAUGUUUAUGCUGGAGUUCGCUAUAUGGGGAUUUGGUUGUUCUUAUGGUGUCUUACUCGACUAUUACCUUCAUUCUAAGUUUCAAAACGAUCCUGGGGCAUCUAUUAUCUUACCCUCUGUCGGGACUGUCAACACUGGGAUCAUGGCUGCUUUAGUACCGGUGAUUACAACGUUUACUAACAUUUUCCCCAGGUCGAAAGUUCCGAUCACCUAUGGGGGCUUGGCGAUUUUUUUGGGCAGUAUAUUUUUAUCCAGCUUUGCUCAAAACAGCAUUCACGUGCUACUCACGAUGGGUCUGGGGUUCGGCUUCGGCGGCGUGGCAGCUUACAUUCCACCUCUUUCUUACCUGCCAGGAUGGUUUUUGGAACGUAGAGGCUUAGCCAAUGGUGUCAUCUUUUCUGGAAGCGGAAUAGGUGGACUAGUAUUUCCCAUCAUUUUGGAAGUUCUGCUGCCGAUGGAUGGUGCUGGAAAGGCUUUGAAGUAUUGCGCUUUGGUACUGACGAUCAUGUGCGGGGCGGCAGCCUAUGUGAUCAAACCGCGGACUGGUGGACCGCCUGAAACAAAGGCCAAGUCAGACAAUUUUCUCGCUGCAUUCGGAGAUGUCACCGUUUUCAAGGAUACAAAUUUUUGGAGUUUCCUACUUUCAAACACCCUUCAGGCUUUGGGAAGCUUCUUGCCGGGACUCUAUCUUCCCAAUUAUGCUCAUUCUAUUUCCUUGGGACCUUCCUCUGGGAUGAUCCUUCUGGCUUCGUUCAACGUAUCUACUAUCUUCUCAAAAAUCAUAUUUGGAAUAUUAUCCGACCAUUUUUCACCUUACUUGAUCGGCUGCUGCACAAGCGCAGUUGCAAGUCUGAGUGUUUUUGGGCUAUGGGGUGGUCUAGGAUCAACAGGACUAGCGAGUCUGGUUAUGUUUGCGAUCGUCUUUGGGAUAACUUCUGGCUGCUGGACAACCCUUUACUUUUCAAGAAUACAGAGAUUAAAAGUGGACGAAAACACAACAAUGACAUUGUACGGGGCAUACUCAAUGACACGGGGAGUGGGAAACAUAAUUUCUGGGCCGGUUUCAUCUGCCUUGAUGCGCGUGAAAUUACCUGCACCUGUUGGAUCAGGCUUUGCGGCACUUGAUGACAAGUACUCCAGUCUCAUCUUCUUUUGUGGUGUCCUUAUGACCUUGACCACCGUCCUGGAGGGUUACCUUCAUUAUAAAACUCGAGUCUCAGCCAUACCAUUGUCUAAAAAUAGCCUUGCUUGA
Molecule: messenger RNA, 1539 nt
Organism: Puccinia graminis f. sp. tritici CRL 75-36-700-3
Lineage: Eukaryota; Fungi; Basidiomycota; Pucciniomycetes; Pucciniales; Pucciniaceae
Exons: 10
Coding region: 1-1539 (512 amino acids)
Biological process (GO): transmembrane transport
Cellular component (GO): fungal-type vacuole membrane
Molecular function (GO): transmembrane transporter activity
Source: RefSeq, a predicted model, not a curated record